AAUAUUCUUGUCAAUUCAUUUUCCCACAACAAACAAAUAUGUUAAUUCAUCAAUUAACACAUUUUCUUCUACUAGUUUAUGUCUUUUAUUUUUCAUGUUGUCACAUGUCCUUACUGGAGGAUGUGAGCAUGUGUUGGUGUUUGAAAGAGGCAAAGACACUUCUGGAAAUGAAACCGCCCCUAAACUGGUCGUAUAUUAUCGACUAAGUGAUGACCAAAAUAGUUCUUACUGAGCAACUCAACCAAGGAAACCUCAUCAACACUGUUAUCGUUCUGUGCCAAACACAAGAAGGUCCGACAGAGAAUGGCUCCACUUCUGUUUCUCCUCAUUUUGUUGCCUACAAUUGAAGCUUCACUGGAGAGACAACAUCUCUUCCACACGCGUGGCGAUGAAGCCGUUCUUCCCUGUAACAUCGUAUCUUCAUCUACGAGGUGCUCCAUGGUUACGUGGAUGGUCAACCGGGCUCAGAAGGAGAACACUGUUACUCUGCACAAUGGCUUUGACAGUAUCCCGGGUCUGAGUCUGGGCAGUAACUGUUCUCUGCUCAUCACCAACGUCAGCGAUGAAGAUGCUGGUCGGUACUUCUGUGAGCUGAAGAGCAGUCGUCAUCAAAAAGCCUUACCUGUGAUUCUCACCGUUUUCACCGUCUCUUGGCUCCCAGCAGACCCAGUCGGGGGCCUGGUGAUAGAGUGCGCUCUGGAAAGACCCUUUUUGUUCAGCUCCUGUGUGGACAGAAGGUUCCGUUGGCUGGAUAAAGGGACAGGAGCUGUGCUGUCAGGGGAAGACGUCUCGUUCAACAACACAGGGGACAGAUGUGUCUCCUCUCUCCAUGUGGACAGGCGCCACAACAGGAGUUACACCUGCCAGUAUGUUAAUGGGGACAUGCAGGUGCAGAUACAGGCCGACUACACACCGGCCGCCAAUAAAGAUUCCUCAGGUUGCUCCUGUUCCUUCGGUUCCUCAGAGUCCUCAGAUCUCUCAGGUUCCUCAGGCUGGUCUCCUCUGAGCUACGUGAUGUUGACUGUGCGUGUUGCAGGACUGAUCCUCCUGGUCACAAUCACUGCUCUUAUGAUCAGAGACAGAGGAAACUGAAAGCCGCUGGAAGACGACCAAUCUCACUCAGACUAAGAAUUCUGCCUCCUGGUGGUUUCUGGAACAUCUGGUCAAACUCUGUGUCGUCAUGGAGUUUGACCUGAAGCAGAUUCAGCUCUGUGUGGCCUCGCUACACCAUCGUAUCUAUAAAUGUUCAUGUAAUCUCUAUACAGCCUCAACAUAUAUAAAAUGUCAUGCAAUAAUUGAACCUGUGAAUCAAAGAAAUGUGCUGUACAAUUUAAAUUACUUGAAAAACAUGAAUAAUAACAUGGUUACUAUCACUUGACAUAUGCUGUUUUAUAAAUAAAGUUGACAUGGAUCCAUGAUAAGGUGAUAAAGUGGCCAAUCAGCCUUGGUGGAGGAAUGUGCACUUCUAUUUUCAGAAAUUACUCAUAAACGAUAGUGAAAGGAUGAACACAUGUUGGUGCCAAUCCUCUUUAGCUAUGUUUUUUUUAAUGCUUUUGGUGCAGGAAUACAACAAACAAUGUAGUGUGGUGAAGAAAAUGAAUAAAUAAAUAAAUUCAAGGGAGAAAAUACAUAAAAACAAUAAAUGAGAGUCAUAAACUCAUGACAGAAAGUAACAGUAACAUAGGACAGGUAAUCUAGGCAAAUUAAAAGUUAAUUUUAUUGGUUUAAUUUCUCUCAUAAAUUUGUUUUUAAUGUAUAACAUGAAAUGUAUAAUUUCUCGUGAUAUUCUGUGAAAAUGUCUCUGUUGAUCGUCGGAGUCUCUCAUUCGACCUUUCACAGUUUGCGUUGUGUCAGGACUUAUGUAAGAGCUGAGUUCCUAGAGGUGAGCGAGAAGGUAAACAAGAGGCCGGACUCUGACCUGUGAUAAGGCCUGCAUGCACGGAGUCAGUGCACGAGCUAGGUGGGAGCUGGAUGUCACAUGAGUAACUUACAAAAUAGGAUAUGAGAGCAAACAGAUCCUCAAAACCAUUUAGACAACCAGUCAUUAUAUAUCUUGUGUUUUACUGAGAUAUGAAUAAAGACUGACUAACUUUUCCAUCGAUUUGAGCGAGAGCAGGAAUCAAGAGGGACAGCGAGCAGAGUCCUGAGCUCCUGAAGACGCCGUUUGUUGUAAUUGAAGUGGUCACAACUACCAACGGAGAAUUUACAGUUUCUAUUAAGUGCAAAAAUCAGAUAUAACAUCAUCUCUCUGAGGAGCCCCUCUGUAAUCAGGAUUUUACAUUUAAGUUUUUAUUGCCCACAUUAAUGGUGCUGAUCAUAUUCAUUCACUAUUUAACUGCAUCUGACUUUUCAUUUCCACGCCCUCCACCUCCUCCUCACAUACAGGGAACAGCACACAAUUUAUGGGGGGAGGGGAUGAGGGUUAAUCCCACACAUGGAGUCAGAUCCAGGUCGUCCUCUGAAACUCCCGGAGCUGGGCUGAAACGGAAGCGCUGCAGGAGGGUGACGAAGAAGAUGAAGAGCUCCAUCCUGGCCAGACUCUCUCCGAGACAAACCCUGCGAC
Pleuronectes platessa (European plaice) is the source of this 2563-nucleotide messenger RNA. RefSeq lists its product as uncharacterized. The transcript is spliced from 5 exons. Lineage: Eukaryota; Metazoa; Chordata; Actinopteri; Pleuronectiformes; Pleuronectidae. Gene Ontology annotation, molecular function: protein tyrosine kinase binding; MHC class II protein binding. Gene Ontology annotation, biological process: positive regulation of ERK1 and ERK2 cascade; T cell activation; interleukin-15-mediated signaling pathway. The coding region runs from base 304 to 1092 and encodes 262 amino acids. Gene Ontology annotation, cellular component: external side of plasma membrane; membrane raft. The record is from RefSeq and is a predicted model, not a curated record.